ACAACAAUAAUAGUAAUAAUAAUAAUAUAUUUUGUAAUAGUAGUAAUAGUAAUAUUAAUAUUAAUAUUGAUGAAACGCAAUAAUGAAGAAAUCAUAAAACUUUGUUGUAUAUUAAUUUUGGUAUUACCGUGAUAUCGAACGAUUAUUAUUUAUUGUUAUUGUUUAUAAGUGUGCGUGACAUCGACAACAAUAAUUAACGUACCCUAAGCCUUGUCUAUACCGUUCAGGAGUCAGGUCCGUUGUGUGUCCAGUUGUGAUAGUUUCGUCAACAUUCACUUAAGAAAAAAUUAAAUUCAACUACGGCGAUUGGAUUCUGUCAAAUGUGUGGUUGGCCGUCUUGACAUUAAUGAUUUGAAGACAUCUGCUCACGAUUAUCAUCAAUUGUACUCUGAAACGACGUAAAAAUAUCAGGAAAAAUGAACAAUAGCGUGGAAAUUGUUGUAACAGAAAAAUCUGGGGAAAAACGUUUGGUCACUGUCCAAGGUGCAACUGUUGAGAAUACAGAUGAUCGACGUGUGCAUGAAAAUAUUGGAUAUGGGAUAUUUGUUCAAGGAUUAAAUGGAGAUUUAGCCCAUUUAUUAUUGGAUCAAGAAGAAGUGGGGACUAUGACUGUAGAAAGUUUAGCAAAAAUAAUCAAUGGUCAAGAAGCCAUAAGUGUAUCUGGAGGACAAAUCCAGAUAAAUAAUUUAAAAAUUGAAAAUGUGGAUUUAUCUAAUCAAGAAGGAACAACAGAAAUUUAUAUUGCUGAAGAUAAGAAUAUUGCAAUUGACAUGGCUAAUGAGGCAGUGGCAAACUGUCAAAGUCUUAUGCGACCUAACCCCAUGGAUGAACUACAAUGUCAAAAAUGUGGCAAACGUUUUUCAGAUGUUAAUGCCUUAAAAUCUCACGAGGUGUCUCAUGAAGAUGGCCAAAAUGUUGAUUGUAAAUUUUUGUGUACUGUUUGUGGAGAAAAAUUUGAUAAGGCUAAUGCAUUGAGUGCACAUUUAGUCAUCCAUCGCAAUAUUAAGUUACAUUACUGUGAAGUUUGUGGAUUAGCUUUUUCUGAUGAUCAAUCUUUAAAAGAACAUACUCAAAUGCACUCUCGUCAGAAACUACACGCUUGUGAAAAAUGUGAUAAAAAAUUUCCUUCAAGCUAUAGAUUGUUUCGUCAUAUGACAAUUCAUACAGAAAAUCCUCCUUUUGUUUGUGAUCAAUGUGGUGUGUCUGUGGCAAAUAAAAGUGAUUUAAAACUUCACAUCAUGAAACAUACUGGGAGUGCUGUGUACACAUGUACUGAAUGUGAUAAGAGUUUUUUAAAGCCAUCUUGUCUGCAACGACAUUCGAGUGUACAUACUGGUGAACGACCAUUGCAUUGUAAAACUUGUAACAUGACAUUUACUUAUUCCAGUAAUUUGUGUGGGCACCUAAUAGCUAGUUCAAAAGCAAAGCCACAUCCGUGUACUAUGUGUGAAAAAUCAUUUCGACGACCAUCUGAUUUAGAACGCCACAUGAUGAUCCAUACUGGUGAACGUCCAUUUGUGUGUCAAGUUUGCUCCAUGUCAUUUAUUACAAAUUAUAAUUUAAAAGUGCAUUCAAUGAUUCAUAAUGGGGGUUUACCAUAUCCGUGUACAUCCUGUGAUAAAGCGUUUAGUAAACCUUCAGAAUUGCAAAGACAUAAAUUGGUACAUUCAAGAGAAAAGCCAUUUUCAUGUGUCAAAUGUGAAGCUACAUUUACCAAUCAAAGUAACCUUAAAGCUCAUAUGAUAACUCAUACAGGCCGAAAACCAUUUCCCUGUCGUAUUUGCAAUAAAGGAUUUACACGUCCAUCAGAUGUCAAACGUCAUAUGCUCACACAUACUGGUUGUCGUCCUUUUGCAUGUGAUGUAUGUGGCUUGGCAUUUGCUGAUUCAUCAAAUUUGAAAAAACAUUCUUUGACCCAUUCUAAAGAUGAUCAAAAACUUGCUUUGCAACAUCAAUGUCCAUCAUGUUGUAUGUCCUUUUUUUCAUAUGAACAACUCAAUGAACAUAUGAUCUCUGGAAAUUGUACCAACAAUAGCGGGCAAGCUGAACCUAAGUACUCAUGCAAAGAAUGCGGUGCUACGUUUAAUCAUGCACUUCACUUACAAGAGCAUGCUAUCAUGCAUUCGAAUCACAGAUCAGUGCAUAGGUGUGAUGUGUGCAACAAAACAUUCAUUCAAGAGUCGUUUUUGAUUGCACAUAAAGCUUCUCAUACUGAAUCGCGACCUCAUCGUUGUGACAUAUGUUUGAAGAGAUUCAAAAGUACAUCUCAUCUAAAAAAUCAUGUGAUGAUACAUUCUGGUGUAAAGCCUUUUGAAUGCACAGUAUGUAACAAGUCAUUUUUGAAACUCGCUUCAUUGAGACGUCAUUUUGCCACUCAUGAUCGUAUAAAUUUCUCAUCCGCUGUUUGCCACCAAUGUGGUAAAUCAUUUCUCAAUCAAGAAUAUUUGAAAAAACACAGUGUAGUACAUGCUGAUUCAUAACAUAGAUAAAUAAGGAUAAAAAUUAUUUUGUUCACUCAUUAUUAUUGGUGAACUGUAAAAUGGAGUAACACUACUGAUUCUUUUGAAGUUUUUGUAGUGAAUACUAUAUUAAGUGUAGAUAAAUUUCAAUUUUUAUGUAAAUAUAAUUU
Messenger RNA from Melanaphis sacchari, 2629 nucleotides. Its product is annotated as zinc finger protein 883-like. Lineage: Eukaryota; Metazoa; Arthropoda; Insecta; Hemiptera; Aphididae. Gene Ontology annotation, biological process: regulation of transcription by RNA polymerase II. Gene Ontology annotation, molecular function: RNA polymerase II cis-regulatory region sequence-specific DNA binding; DNA-binding transcription factor activity. Bases 417 to 2480 code for a protein of 687 amino acids. The record is from RefSeq and is a predicted model, not a curated record. The transcript is spliced from 5 exons.